Exophiala bonariae is the source of this 441-nucleotide messenger RNA. RefSeq names its product SCF ubiquitin ligase complex subunit cdc4 (gene CDC4). Lineage: Eukaryota; Fungi; Ascomycota; Eurotiomycetes; Chaetothyriales; Herpotrichiellaceae. Gene Ontology annotation, cellular component: myosin II complex. The coding region runs from base 1 to 441 and encodes 146 amino acids. Gene Ontology annotation, molecular function: calcium ion binding. Gene Ontology annotation, biological process: mitotic actomyosin contractile ring assembly. The transcript has 2 exons. The record is from RefSeq and is a predicted model, not a curated record.
AUGGCUAACAUUCAAUCUUCUCAGACUUCUACCAACUACAAAGAAGCCUUCUCUCUGUACGACAAGCGUGGCAGUGGCCGUGUCGCCCUCGAAUCUCUCGGUGAUCUCCUCCGUGCUUGCGGGCAAAAUCCUACUUUGGCAGAGAUCAGAGAUUUGGAGAAGAACGUCGGCGGUGAUUUCGACUUCGACUCAUUCAGCAAAGUCCUCAAUCGACCAGGUGGUUUCAGAGAUCCCGGUGAACCAGAAGAAUACUGUCGAGGUUUUCAAGUGUUUGAUAAAGACAUGACCGGGUUUAUCGGCGUGGGUCAACUACGAUACAUAUUGACAAACCUGGGUGAAAAAAUGAGCGAUGAAGAAGUUGAUGAACUCCUCAAGGCCGUCGACACCAGCAGUGGCGAGAUCAACUACAUGGAGCUCGUCCGCACCAUUCUUGCCAACUAA